UUGGAGGAAGAUUCGGUUCAGAACUACAAACACUAAUAAAAAGUGUUUUAAAAAAAACUACAAACAUGGCGGAUGUAUGCACGACCAAUGUGAGCUGUAUCGAACCUUCACGAGCACGAGCCAGCGCGCGCUCCCGACGGUCUCUCCUCCUCUCCAGAGCGCGCUUUCUGCCGUGAGGGCGAGAAUCGGCGGAGAUAUCAGAUACACAUACAGACAGAGAGCUGUAAUUAGCGUCUGUCUGUGAUUAGUGUUGAUUAGCGAGAGUCUCAUCAGGAGCGCGAGCGGCUGCCGGAGCGCGCGGCUGAUGGACGGGAUGCAGCAGGGCGCGUUCGGCGCGGGCAGAGCCGGUGGAGCCUUCGACCCGCUCACCUUCAUCCAGCAGCCGCACACCGGCCUCCGGAUCGUGUCCUGGCUCUUUUCGUUGGUGAUCUUCGGCUGUAUCGCUAACGAGGGCUACAUCAACAGGCCCGAUGAAGUCGAGCAGUUCUGCAUCUUUAACCGGAACCAGAACGCCUGUAACUACGCGGUCAGCAUGGGCUCGCUGGCGUUCCUGUGCUGCAUGGCCUUCCUGGCUUUAGACGCGUAUUUCCCUCAGAUCAGCAGCGUCAAAGACCGCAAGAAAGCCGUGCUGGCCGACGUGGGCACAUCAGGUAGGAAAUCACGACGUUCUGGUCCUUCAUUUGGUUCGUGGGCUUUUGUUUCUUGGCCAAUCAGUGGCAGGUGGCAAAACCGGAGGACAACCCUCUGCGAGCGGGCGGAGACGCGGCACGGGCGGCCAUCACCUUCUCCUUCUUCUCCAUCUUCACCUGGGGAGGCCUUACGCUGUUCUCUUUGGAGAGACUUAAGCGUGUGUGUUUUGAAGAGGAGUAUGAGGAGCUCUUUACACACACGGAUAAACGUGUUCCCAGUGAGAGUCGAGCCUCAGCUGUCGUCCUGAAGAAUGAAUUCGUCUCAGAAGCUCAUUAAAGAGUCUUUACUCAGAAUUAAUGCAGUCGAGAUCUUUACGGUUGCUCUGCUUCAAGCGACGGGUUCAGAUCUGCUGUAAUGCGCUCAUACAGGAGAGAACCGCCGCUCUGAACAACAACACGUUUGUUAGUGUUAUGAAUAAGUUAACAUUUAAUUUCCAGAAUGUUGCAUAUUUCCAAGUCAAAUUAAUAGAAAUAAUGUAGGGCAGGACUUGAUUUGUGCUGAUGUUUAUCGACUGUCUGUUCUUCCGUUACUGUAACGGCCCGUUCACACCAAGAACGUUAACUAUAAAGAUAACUAUAUUAGCAUCUUCACCAGCCUUUUUAUUAUAGGCGCGCUGCUGUUUUGUCUUCUGUCACUUUAAAUGCUCGAGCUUUUUAAAGCAGGAUUGGAUUCUGAUUGGCUGUCGAAAAUGAGAAAUUAUGACAAAAAGUCAAAACUAUGACAUACUAAGUUAUAUUUAUGAGAUGAAACGGUCAAAAUUAUGACAAAGUCGAAAUUAUGAAAUAUUAAGCUAUAUUUAUGAAAUAAAAAGUAAAAAUUGACAAAGUUGAAAUUAUGACAAAUAUUUGAAAUUAUGACACUUGAAAUUGGCAUAAAAAGUGGAAAUUAUGAAACAAAAACUUGAAAUUAUGACAGUCAUUUAUGAGUCAAAAUUAUUAGUCAAAAUUUACAUAAAAAGUUAAAAUUGAGAAAAAUGAGAUGAAAAAUCUGUAUUAUGACAAAAUUGUGACAUACUAAAUUAUAAAUUAUUGGCUGUGAAUGUUUUUAUCAUUCAUCAGCAGGAAAAAAUCGUUCUGAAAGUGAUUCCAUCUAUAUCAUUUCUCUGUGCCGUUAUCGUUAUCGCUGUGAUGUGGACGUCGCUAUUGUUUUAAAUUUAGAAUAAUUUUUAAAACGAUAUCUUUAUCAUGAUAGUCUUUGGUGUGAACGGGUCUUUACUUCGUUUUCUGUUUUCUGACUAAUUAAUCUGAAUCUUAUCUUUCUCUCUUUUCCUCAUAUCAUAUUUUCUUUCCAUCCUUCACUUCCUCAUCCUUCCCCAAACUGUCUUUUUUUUUUUUUUUUUUAUACAUUGAAUGGAUCCCAAAUCCAUCAUUCGCAUGUUUAAAAACACCCUUCAUC
Molecule: messenger RNA, 2085 nt
Organism: Megalobrama amblycephala (Wuchang bream)
Lineage: Eukaryota; Metazoa; Chordata; Actinopteri; Cypriniformes; Xenocyprididae
Product: synaptogyrin-1-like
Exons: 5
Coding region: 305-937 (210 amino acids)
Cellular component (GO): synaptic vesicle membrane; neuromuscular junction
Source: RefSeq, a predicted model, not a curated record